Messenger RNA from Pleuronectes platessa (European plaice), 1301 nucleotides. RefSeq names its product CMRF35-like molecule 2. The coding region runs from base 234 to 1127 and encodes 297 amino acids. Lineage: Eukaryota; Metazoa; Chordata; Actinopteri; Pleuronectiformes; Pleuronectidae. The record is from RefSeq and is a predicted model, not a curated record. The transcript has 7 exons.
GAGAGGAAACAUUAACCAUUGUGUAGACUUUUCAAUAGACAAAAUAAACACUGCAGAGGAAGAAAACCAUUUCAUCCAUCAGAAUGAAGACAGUUCCUCUCCUUUUUUGCCUUUUAUAUGGUUGAGUGGGAUGUAUGGACAGGUUUGUAAAAGAGGAAGAGGCAGGAAAAGCACCUUACUGAACACAACAGCAGCAGAGAGUGUGACAGUGUGAGCUGUAGGUAAACUUUGAGAUGAUGAUGGGAGCAGCCUGGAUCUCAUGGAGAACAACUAUGACCGUCAUCAUCACAGCAUCACAAAUCCCAGCUCUGAUGAGUUUCAGAACCAGAGACGUGACCGGUGUGGAGGGUCAGACGUUCAGCUUCACAUGUGAAUACCCACAGAGCUGGCAGAGCAACGCCAAGUACCUCUGCCGUGAGGACGACAAUGACAAUAUACUGAUACACACAGAUAGACACAACCAGUGGGAGACAAACGGGCGCUUCUCCCUGUACGACAAUACCACUGGAGCCUUCUUACUGGUCCAAGUGGACAGACUGGUCCAAGAGGACGGUGGGAGAUACCGAUGCGGGGUGCACGUCGACUUACAACCGGAUCAUAUCAGUGUCAUACACCUGAACGUCUCUCAAGCAAAGCCUCCAACAAAUCUGACUCGUCACAUAAAUGAAGUAUCCACAACAUCCACAGACGUGAAAGUGGACAAGCUCAACAUUUCCCUGUUCCUGACUGCAGCGAUGUGUGCGGCAGCCAUACUGUUUGUGUGUCUGUUCACACUGUGUCUCCUGUGCGCUGUUAAACACCAGAGAUCAGGCCCACGCCAGAACAGAGAGACAUCAGGAGACUAUGAGACAAUGACGCCUGGUGAGGGAACUGAACCUGAACCCCGCUGCACCUGUUCAUCUUCGGACUGUGCUGCUCUCUCAGCUCCAACGCUGCCACCUCCUGACCUCUGCCCCCACUCCACGUCAAAGCACCGGGAAUCCACUGUCAGUCUCGGCGAAUAUGCUGAAGUGGAUGUACGAGGCCACGUCUGCCAGUACCAACAUCUGGAUCUCAGCCAGUUGGAGGAUCAUGUGUAUCACGCGCUCUGUGGUCCCAAAGAUGGACCCAUCCAGAUGAACUGUUGAUACCACUCAGUCCACCUCAAAACGUCCAUUAUAACUUUCUACUUUCUGAGAUACCUUCGUGCUAAUAGAGUAUUAAUAAAAUUAUGAUUUGUGGCCAAAACACACGUGUUUUAUAUGUUUUGAAUGAACCUAAACUGUUCGUUAACUAUAAUAAAUUCCAAAUUCAACAAUUCA